AUGAAAAUAAUUGUAAAAAAGUUACAGGGCGGUGAAUGUUGCUUAGAGGUGCUUCCAACAACGCAUAUAUUGGAUAUUAAACGACAAGUUGAAGAAAAGUUAAAAAUACCAAGAGAAGAACAAAAGCUAUUGCUUUUAGGCAGAACUUUAGUCGACCAAAAAACAGUAGCUGCUUACCCCACAAUAAAAGAUGGAACUAAAUUAAACUUAGUUGUAAAAAAACCUGAAGGACUGUACGAAGUCUCCGUGAAGUAUUUUAAGAAGAUGGGUAUGACCGAGUCAGAAGCGACAUGUGCAGCUAUUCGCCUCCUAAAAAUUGUGCAAGACAAAUUGAACAAAUUGUCAUGGGAUGAUAUCGAGAGGUUAUCUAUGGACUGUUUGUUGGACGAGACAGGACAGGCUCGCACACCAAUCGAAACUGAAGCUGAAAGUGAUGAUGUUUACAGUUUGUGA
Molecule: messenger RNA, 453 nt
Organism: Arctia plantaginis
Lineage: Eukaryota; Metazoa; Arthropoda; Insecta; Lepidoptera; Erebidae
Source: the annotation of a GenBank genome assembly